CUGACUCACAACUUUUCGUGGCGGGGAGGGAGUAUGCAGAAUCACAGCCCGGCUUCAGGCUGUGACUGACACAGUAAAACCACAGGAGGUUAACAAGCGACAAAUCUGCUUCUAUCAGGGACUUAAAGAAAACAAUCAAACGUGUUUUUGCCUGCACAGACAUCUCUAUUAAAAAACAAGAUGAUAAUGGCUCAACCGUUCUGGAGGGAAGAUCUGCACCAAUGACAGAGGUGCAUGUUAAAAUGAUUUGGCAAGCAGCUGAGUGGAAGGUGUCUGCAGACAAGGAUUAUUUGAAGGACAGAGAAAUAGAAACUCCUCAGGAUAAUGAAGAGACAGCACCUGUGUUAGGCUGGUUAAGAACACUGUCUCCUACUUCCCUGGACUGUUUGGAAGUUGGAAGUAUCCUGAGACGCUCCUAUGGACACACAGACCUCCCCACUAAACUGAGUUUACAAUCAAAAGAUAGACAAACAGCCAAGCCACCUUCCAUUCUGAGUUUAGCAAAGCCUACAGCCGAACCUGACGUGGAAACUUGCAAACAGACAAAGCUGGAGACACCCUACCCUUUUGAGAGUGAGUCUGAGCCAUUGCUUGCAUCCUCUAGGAGAGUCUACAAAAAGCAUAGAAGAGCUAAUGAAGCUAGAGCUGAACUCAAAGAGACUUGUCUUGCUGCACUUCUUGAAGACGUUAGAGGCACCCUGUCCGAUCUCACCAGAGAGCAUCAGAUUGACAGGCAGCAGCACGGACGCAUGCUCCAGCUGACCGCACACCUCAGAGAGAACGUGAAGCACUUCAUCACACUGGGCAGUGACUGCAAUGUCCCCGAGACACUUGACAGUCUCAAACCACAGACCAAUGACAUUUUGACCAUAAUAAAGAAUGCAACCAACCAGGCAGGGGAUUAUCAAGAAACAGCUUAUCAACAGGACCCUGGACAUCCUUGGUAAAGACUUCAAACUCAAAAAUGGAAAACAAAUGAAAUAUUUACCAUGAAAGUUGUUUCACCUAUAAUGAAAUUACCGUAGGGAAUAUUUGCCGAAAUUAACAUUUGUAAUUUUUCCAUGUGUAUCGAAUCUGAUGUAGGCCCACUAAUAAUGAUUAAUAAUUCUAUUGAUAUAUACAAUAGUUCUGUUUGUUUUUUUUAAUUGGUACAAGCCUUCUUGUGAGGACUUUGCUUAUGUGUAAAAGUCCUCUUGU
Messenger RNA from Acipenser ruthenus (sterlet), 1197 nucleotides. RefSeq lists its product as uncharacterized. The transcript is spliced from 7 exons. NCBI's taxonomy places the organism in Eukaryota, Metazoa, Chordata, Actinopteri, Acipenseriformes, Acipenseridae. Bases 222 to 947 code for a protein of 241 amino acids. The record is from RefSeq and is a predicted model, not a curated record.